Calliphora vicina (urban bluebottle blowfly) is the source of this 1254-nucleotide messenger RNA. RefSeq names its product allatostatin A receptor 1 (gene AstA-R1). Gene Ontology annotation, molecular function: G protein-coupled receptor activity. Bases 1 to 1254 code for a protein of 417 amino acids. The transcript is spliced from 7 exons. Gene Ontology annotation, cellular component: plasma membrane. Lineage: Eukaryota; Metazoa; Arthropoda; Insecta; Diptera; Calliphoridae. Gene Ontology annotation, biological process: G protein-coupled receptor signaling pathway. The record is from RefSeq and is a predicted model, not a curated record.
AUGGCCUAUGACACCAUGCCCCAGAUGAAUCACACCAACAUGCCAGUGAAACAUUUGCAACAACUCACGCCCCAGGCACAAACCCUUUCCUCUUCGUUAGCCAUCGCCUGCUCCGAGUGGCUAAAUGCCACCGAAUGUGGCAACAUAACAUUUGCCAUUGGCAAACAACGUUUUGCCACCGCCACCAUGUCGGAUGGCAGUGGUGGUGGCAAUGCCACACUACCGCCGGAUAAUCUCAUGGAAAUGGACCUUGAAAUGGAUGUUGAAUGGCCACUAGAGCGUGUAGUGUCAACAAUAGUGCCAGUAUUUUUUGGAAUUAUUGGUUUUGCCGGUUUGCUGGGUAAUGCUCUGGUCAUUUUAGUGGUGGUGGCCAAUCAACAAAUGCGCUCGACAACAAAUCUGCUCAUUAUAAAUCUGGCCGUAUCGGACAUAUUAUUCGUUAUAUUCUGCGUACCAUUUACGGCCACAGACUAUGUGCUACCAGAAUGGCCUUUCGGAAAUCUAUGGUGUAAAUUCGUUCAAUACAUGAUUGUUGUGACGUGUCAUUGUAGCGUUUACACGCUAGUGCUCAUGUCAUUCGAUCGUUUUUUGGCCGUUGUACACCCCGUGACAAGUAUGUCACUGAGAACGGAAAGAAAUGCCACACUAGCGAUAAUUUUGGCCUGGAUUUUGAUAAUAACCACAGCGAUACCGGUGGCUUUGGCUCAUUCGGUGAGAAUUUAUCAGUUUCAUGGCCAUAAUUAUACAGCCUGUGUCUUUUCAUCCGACAAAGAGGUUUGGAGUUUAUUGGGUUUCCAGCUUUCAUUUUUCCUGUCAUCGUACGUGGCCCCAUUGACAUUAAUCUGUUUCUUGUACAUGGGAAUGUUGGCACGUUUGUGGAAAAGUGCGCCUGGUUGCAAACCCUCAGCCGAGUCACGGAAAGGAAAACGACGUGUCACCCGUAUGGUGGUGGUCGUUGUAUUAGCAUUUGCUAUAUGUUGGCUACCAAUACAUGUCAUAUUGGUAUUGAAAGCUUUUAAUCUCUAUGGCAGUUCUCAUGUAACGGUCAUUAUACAAAUUAUUUCCCAUGUCCUGGCCUACACAAACUCCUGCAUCAAUCCCAUUUUAUAUGCCUUUUUAUCGGACAACUUUCGCAAGGCAUUUAGAAAGAUUGUCUGGUGCGGUAGUCCUCCGCCCAUUAUUACAAAUCAACAAGUUACUAAAACAACGCGCACGGCAACCGGAAAUGGCACUUCAAACAUUGAUAUGCUGUAG